Mytilus trossulus (common blue mussel) is the source of this 1671-nucleotide messenger RNA. RefSeq lists its product as uncharacterized. Lineage: Eukaryota; Metazoa; Mollusca; Bivalvia; Mytilida; Mytilidae. The record is from RefSeq and is a predicted model, not a curated record. Bases 54 to 1106 code for a protein of 350 amino acids. The transcript has 2 exons.
CAGAGUAUAUGAAUAUGGUUCAUUUUGGAUAAAAUAUCAAUCCAGCGGAAACAAUGGAUGAUAUGCAGGCCUGUAUAGAUUCGAAAGCCAGUGUGGAUGCUAAUCCUGAGAUUAAUGGUGUUGUAUGUGUCAUAGAAUCAUCAUUAUGUGAUGUAAUCCCGCCAUCUGAGAAACCUAAUUCGCUUGGUAAUGAUCAAGGAAAAUCAUUGCUAAAAAGUUGUUUGACGUACAUAGACAAGACAUCGACGAAUAAAGACAUCAAUAUAGAAUGUCCAGUACUGUUUAAUGAGGAACCCGUAUCUGACUUUUUUCUUGAUACAUUUAGAUCAGAAAACUUUGACUAUAUAUCUAGCUUUUGUAUUGAAAAGCGAAUGAGGAAUAUAUCUAUCAGUUGUGUCCGUGUUCAUCAUAAAUAUGGAUAUGUAAUUAUGGGCGAACUGUCACAACAAAAACUUGUCAUUUACUAUAAAAAUGGGCAGAAAAUAGAUGAAAUACGGUUAGGAUACCGACCACAAUCUCUUUGCUUAGUUGAUGACGAUACCGUUGCCGUGGCUACCCCACAGGUAGUGUUGAUAAUCAACUUGGUGUCUAAAAGAAAAACACACUUUUCUCUGAAUGACAACUGUCACGGAAUAGCUUGUACUGAUACAAUGAGACUAGUCGUUAACUGUUUAAACCGUGGCCUUGUUAUAACAAAUUUGAAGGGGGAUAUUCUGGAAAUUUUUCCCAGCGUCAGAGGCAAAUUAGUCUUGUGCAAUUUCAUGUGGGAAACGGUAGUAUACGUCCGAAAGUGCUCGGACAACAAAGUGCACUUUCUUGAUUUAACAUUAGAUAAGACAACAAUUAUUACAUGCCGAGGACUUUGUGAAGCAGGUGGUUUAACAUGUGAUGAUUGUUAUAAUGUGUUGGUAUCCUGUGCUAGGAAUAACCGCUUGUUUUCGAUAAACCGAGGAUGUACAACACCUAACGAAGUACAUUUACGUACUCAGAACCCCAAAAUAAACUGGUUCUCUUCACUGGAUUAUCAUACGGAAACAAAUGAACUGUGUUUGAUUACAAACAAUGCACAUUCAUUGUGUGUAUUUGCAGGCAAAAAAACAGUUUGAAUGGGACCAUUAUAAUUUUUGAUUUAUUUGGUUUAUGAGAUUAGCGAUAUUACCUACUUGUUAUGGUUAUUAUUUAUUCUUGAUUAUGUUUUUAUAUCUUGCUAUGGUUAUUACUUGCAUCCUGACUUGUUAUAACUUAAUUCCUGGUUAUUGUAAUUUUUUUCUUCCUGGAUAUGAUUAUAACUGAUUUCCCGGUUAUUAGAUUAAGUUGAAAAGGAGUAUCUCAGGCGCUUCAGGAACGGAAAGGUGAAUGCGGUGAACCUUAUAUUUUACUAGACUUUUGAAUCUUGAAUCUUACAUGCAUUCUUAUGAUUUUACCCUUAUUUGACAAUCUAUUGUAAUUAUGUAGAAUGAUGUUGGUAACAAUAAAAAAAAAGUUAUAUUGAGACCACUUGUUUUUUCAAGGACACACAGACAGAAAUACAAUGUUGUAAUAAUAAGCUCCACUAAACCAUUCAUUUGUUUUGUGCCAUAAAUCAGCUGUUUCUAUUACUAUAUCAUAUUAUGAUUAAUUUUAUUCAUGAUUAUAAUAAAUGUACGAGUAAUGGAUCAUAAAACAAUCAAC